UUCUCCACGGUGCUCCAAUCGCUGUGUGCUCGUGGGAGUCAGACAGAAAGUCUCGCAUAUCUCGUGUAGUCUCGCCGCGGUGUUCGAGUGCUAUAUUUACGAGUGAAACUGCUAAUCGUCAUUGAGUCGCUAAACUCGCCUGUAGGGUUUUAGCUAGUUUGCACAACAGUAGCAGUUGCGCGAGAGUCAACGAUUGCUGCUACCGCUUGUCGACGCCUUUCGAAAGUGCUGUUGUGUACGGAGCUAGAGCUUAAGGCAGGCAAAGCCGAAGACUUAUUGUUACUACUGCUGUAGCCGCUGAAAGCGUGUAAGCGCGACGACAGUUUACAUUAAGACCGAGAUCGACGACGACGACAGGCUCGCGCCUCGAUUCGUAUAAACUACUAGCUGUAAGUAAAUCAAGUGGUAAACCCACCCUUCCCCCCCAAUUAGCAAAGUGAAAAUGUCCGCGUCCAGCCCGAAGAAGGCAAAGGUUGAGGGUGGCGAUGAUCGCGACUAUGAUGCGGAGACGCAGAAGGCGCUCGAGGAUAUCGACGCCUGCCAGAACGAGAUUGACGCCUUGAACGAGAAAGCGUCUGAGGAGAUACUCAAGGUCGAACAGAAGUAUAAUCAAGAGCGUAAGCCGUACUUCGACAAGCGCAACGAGCUCAUCGCCAAGAUCCCGAACUUCUGGGAAACUACGUUCGUGAAUCACCCGCAGAUUUCAGCAAUCCUUGAUGAAGAAGAAGAGGAAUGCCUGAAACAUCUCCGCAAGCUUGAGGUUGAGGAGUUCGAAGAUAUUAAAUCAGGAUACAGGAUCAAGUUCCACUUUGAGGAAAAUCCGUACUUUGAGAAUGAUGUCCUCGUCAAGGAAUUCCACCUUGCAACAUCAGGCGAUCCGUCAUCGAACUCAACCCUUAUUAAGUGGAAGCCGAAUAUGGACCUAACAGCUAAACACAAGGAGGCAUCUAAGAACAAUGGCGCUAGCGGCCAACGCAAGAGGCGUUACGAUCAGCCCCGAACCUUUUUCACCUGGUUCACGGACCACGCGGACGCCUCAGCCGAUGAUAUUGCCGAGGUAAUUAAGGACGAUAUGUGGCCUAACCCGCUGCAGUACUUCCUCGUGCCCGACAUCGAGGUGGAGAAUGGCCUCGAAGAGGAAUCGGACGGCGAAGAGGACGAGAGUGAGGCCGAUGAUGAAGCCGUCGUCGUUGUCGAGGAGGAGGAAGCCAGCGAGGGUGAAGGUGAAGGCGACGAUUGAGUCUCCUUUCUCAAACGAGACCAACGCUACCACUCAAGUGUCAGUUGGACGGACCGUUAAUGGACGAUUGACUCAACGGGAAUCGAGGAAUGGCAAACAGCACUUACGUAAUAUCAUCGCCAAGAAAAAACUAACCAGCAACGUUGAGAAGAAUUAGUGCGGGACAUCGUUGUAAAAGACUGGCAUCAGCGAACACGGCGGCCAGAUGGACACGAGUUGUGCAUGGCGUAUUGCAACGAAAAGAAGCGCCCGUGGUUUUCAUAUUGCAGAUCGGGUCGUUGUUGUUGUUGUCGUCGUCGUCGUCCUUCUGGUAACAGACGGAGCGGGGCUAGAGGGAGUAAAUGUCUUCAAUUAAUUGGUGAACCAUGAUACCGGCCGUUCCUCGAUACCUCGAAGUGGUUUGAUUAAGCCAAGAGCGGCAUCCAACAAGACAUUUGGUUGGUUGUCGCUGACGAAUUUCAACGGAUUCUGGGGGGUAACGCUUAGAAAAGGAGGUAUUUCGGAUUAUAUAUAUAUACAUAGAUAGGCAGUGCGAGACGGGUGGAACGUGCUUCGUCGCGCACGUCGAUUUCGGUGGAAUAUAUAGUGGUUGGUGUGCGUAUGUGCGGCUAAAACGCACAUGACAAACUGUCACUCGUGACAAUUUACAUUGAUAUAUUGAUGAGAAGGGAGGUUGGUAGCAACAAGGAGAAAGAACACUAACGGAAAAAGCGAACUAGCCGGAUAAAAAUAUCUAUUAGAUGAUAAUCGCUUGAAAAUUAGUGCGCGUAUGCGCUGACCCGGGAAUGAAGCAAACAAACAAAAUGAUUGAUACGGCAGAAAAAUGUUCUCAGCACAUUUAUAACUGGCUAUAGAUACGUAUACACAGACUCACUGAUAAUACAUGGCACAUGUCAAUGAGAGCCGAUUGUGUCGGAUGGGGACUGGUGAAGCUGCGGCAGAAGACCAACCUAGUGCUCACGCAAAAGGACAGGCGAGCAGAAAAUUUCAAUAUAAUCAACAGAAGAAAGUGAAGUAGAUAAACGGUGCACUUAAGAAGGAACCGCCUGUAGGGUGGUAAUACACGAUGCAAGGGUCUAAUGUUUGCGGCAAUGAGUCUUUACUUUGCCAUAAUGUUUAAAUGCGAAGGACUUAUAUCAUAUUGGUUUGUGUCAACGGCAUUAUUAGUACACAGAAGAGGAAUCAGGGAAGAGAAAAUCUUGUAACCAGAACUAGUGAAAUUGUACGGUGCAUGCGAUAUUUGAUAUAUGACAUGAUAUAUCUCCGGAUGUAACCAGUCCCUGACGAACUGACACGAACGUCACCCACUGCCUGUGUCCAAUAACAGCCGAAAGGAGGAUGGACGCGUUGGCAGCGCUGCAGUGUUUUAUCCCUGGAAGGCUGGCUGCCAGUUGUGAAAGAACUAUCCUUCGUAGAGCCACGUUCAUUCAGGUGAAAGAAGGUAUUUGUGGUGAAGAUACGAAUGAUACUGACAACAAUAUAUAACAACAUUAAAAUGAUUGCGGGAAUAGCACCAACAAAACAAAUAAGCAAAGAAAGAAAAAUAAAAACUUGAACAGUUGCGACCGAGACAAGCGGGACGAGUUUAUCCGUUUCCACAAGAUAGUGGACAACUUCUACAUUGACUCGAAUGGGCAGUUGCUUGGAUUUCUUUUCGACAGCCAUCAUUAUUAUUGCAUUUUGUUCAUUACAAAAAUAGUGAUGUUUAUGGACUGAUUUGUAUACGUACUAUUAUUAUUAUUAUUGUUAUUAGUAUAAACCAUUGUAUUUUAGAAGUGAUACGAAUAUACGUGAUUUUCGGAUACCCGUUUUUUUGGAAAAAUAUAUAUAUACAGUCAGGUACACGCUUCGUUUCCAUGCGCGGCGCAAUGGGAUUCCAAAGCGUAUCGCUGUCGAUGGCUUGGAAUUGUUUUCAUUUUUUCACAUAAACCUUUUUAUUGAAGGGUAUUAUCAUAACUAUCCACGCAUAUUGUAUACUUAUUGCCUUGCAUUAAUCACAGACAGGUUACAUAUUUAGUAAUUAUGCGGGCAAGAUGACUAUCAGCAGGAAUUGUUAUUAUUACUUUUUAUUUUAUUAUUUAGCCAUUGUUUUGCUAAAUUUAGUUAAGUCGACUUUGUUUUUCAA
This is a messenger RNA of Varroa destructor (honeybee mite), 3365 nucleotides long. It is a transcript of the gene Set, whose product is annotated as NAP domain-containing protein SET. Gene Ontology annotation, biological process: nucleosome assembly. The record is from RefSeq and is a predicted model, not a curated record. Gene Ontology annotation, cellular component: nucleus. NCBI's taxonomy places the organism in Eukaryota, Metazoa, Arthropoda, Arachnida, Mesostigmata, Varroidae.